GCUGUAACCGUGCUGUUCGUCCAAAAUGUUCUCUGCUUUCCGACAAGUCUCUCGCCCUGCGGCGUUCGCUGUGCGUGCUGCUCACAGACCGUCUGUAGGCGCCUUCCGAGUCGCCUCUUUUGCGCGAACACUUGUUACUGUCAGGUAUACGGAAGAUCAUGAGGCAGUCAAAUUUGACGACAGCACGGGGACGGGGACGGUCUACAUCACGGACUACGCUCAGUCCAGUUUGGGCGACGUGGUUUUCGUCGAGCUACCGACGGAAGGAACAGAGGUCUCAAAGGGCGACCAAAUUGGUGCCGUCGAAAGUGUGAAGGCUGCCUCAGAUAUCUACGCCCCUAUCUCUGGCACAGUUGCAGAGGUCAACGCCGGCCUCGCAGACCAGCCGGGAUUGCUGAACAAGUCCCCAGAAGACAAGGGUUGGCUCUGCAAAAUCAAGGUUAAGGACGCGUCCGAGAUUGAGUCACUCCUGACGGAAGACGCGUACAAGAAGCACUGCGAGUCAUGAACAUAGCAUGCACGCAUGCGCGUAGCGGCCUUAUCGAGACGGCUUCAACUGCCGAAGGCACUUUCGACUUGCAGCACGGCUUCGGGUGCUCGCAAGAUUCUUUGUUUGGGCAUAGACCUGUUGUCGCAUAUGUAGCGUACAAAAUGACAGCAGAUUCAUAUUGAUGUGGUGA
Postia placenta MAD-698-R-SB12 is the source of this 680-nucleotide messenger RNA. RefSeq lists its product as hypothetical. The transcript has 6 exons. Gene Ontology annotation, biological process: protein lipoylation; glycine decarboxylation via glycine cleavage system. Lineage: Eukaryota; Fungi; Basidiomycota; Agaricomycetes; Polyporales; Adustoporiaceae. The record is from RefSeq and is a predicted model, not a curated record. Gene Ontology annotation, cellular component: mitochondrion; cytoplasm; glycine cleavage complex. The coding region runs from base 26 to 508 and encodes 160 amino acids.